Messenger RNA from Oryzias melastigma (Indian medaka), 3449 nucleotides. RefSeq names its product granulin b (gene grnb). Lineage: Eukaryota; Metazoa; Chordata; Actinopteri; Beloniformes; Adrianichthyidae. The record is from RefSeq and is a predicted model, not a curated record. Gene Ontology annotation, cellular component: extracellular region.
AUGCAUUUCCAAUGGGGGACCUCAUUGCUCGAUCUGUCCAUUGUUUUUUACAGUCUAUGGACUGAACCAAGGUUUGCUGCAUGGCAGCCUUUCACCCACAGAGCCGGCUUUAUGUCGCCCCCUACCGUUGUCUGCUAUGUACUGCAGAUUUAAGGCGCGAGACCGCUGUCGGGGUCACGUGUCAGCGUGUCAUGUGAUUACUAGCCUAACGGAGGAACACCUUUGCUGUUGUGUCUGCUCAACCAGGGAGAUUCGCGAGGACUGGACAUGUUUUGACACAGCUGUGAGGUCGUCAGAAGAGGAUGAGUCUGUGAGCGUUCUGUUGUUCUCUGCUGAGCUGCAUCUUCUCCAUCCGCUGAGAUGAGGGCCUUGUGUGUGGUUCUGGUUGGGCUCAGUGUCGGCCUGCUCCGUCCUGAUGGAGCCAUGUGUGAAGACGGGAACAAAUGCUUCCUGGAGAGCGAUGGAGGAUACAGAUGUCCGCUGUCUCCUAGGAGGGUGGGGGCAGUUAUCUGUCCGGAUCAGGAGUCCGAGUGUCCGGACGACACCACGUGCUGCCAACUCCCCGAUGGCUCCUGGGGCUGCUGUCCUUUCCCCAAGGCGGUGUGCUGUGAGGAUGAGCGUCACUGUUGCCCUGAAGGGACGUCUUGUGACUUGGUGCACUCCAAGUGUGUGUCUCCAUCUCUGCAGUCUUUCCCCAUGCUGAAGAAGCUGCCUGCCACAAGGGAGGGGCUUCAACCAGCUGCCGCCUCAGUGGUGUGUCCUGGGGGCAAAAGCAGCUGCCCCAGCUCCUUCACCUGCUGCCUGCUGACCAGUGGAGACUACGGCUGCUGCCCCUACCCAGAGGCCACAUGCUGCAGCGAUCAUCUGCACUGUUGCCCUGGCAACAGCACGUGUGACCUGGAGCUGGGAGUCUGCAAGUCCGGUGAGGCGUCUGUGGAGCCGAUAAGAAAGAUCUUUGCUCUACCUGAAGACGUUAUGUGUCCAGACCAAAAGACUGUGUGUCCAGACGGCUCCACAUGCUGUCAGCUGGACACCGGCACGUUCGGCUGCUGUCCCAUGCCCAACGCUGUGUGCUGUUCCGAUCACAUUCACUGCUGCCCUGCAGGCACCACAUGCGACCUGGUCCACAGCACCUGUGCGGCAGCUUCAGAGGGCGCCGCAGAGUCAGUGAUGAUGCCACUGUCUGUGGUGAGACAGAAAACAGACCGACUAAAAGGUCUGGCUGUUCCCUGUAACGCCUCUGUAGCUUGUGCUGACGGAAACACCUGCUGCAGGUCUUCCAAAGGACAAUGGGCCUGCUGUCCUUUACCGGAGGCUGUUUGCUGUAAAGACCAUCUGCACUGCUGUCCUCAUGGAACCGUCUGCAACCUGGCUGCUUCCACCUGUGACGAUCCGUCAGGCUCUGCUGUCACUCCUCUGCUCUCCAACACGCGUGUCUUCCCUUACCAAAGCAAAAACAGCAAGUGUGACGAGUCAGCAUCUUGUCCUGGAGAUGCCACCUGCUGCAGGACCGAGGCUGGAGGCUGGGCCUGCUGUCCUCUGCCACAGGCGGUUUGCUGUGACGAUCACAUUCACUGUUGUCCAAACGCCACCGUGUGCAACCUGGAGACGGAAACCUGUGACGAUCCUUCAGGUCUCUCCCCAUCUCUGCCCUGGCUGACCAAACGUCCUCGUCUGACAUCAGAGAUGAAGGAGGAGAAAUGCGACGCAGACACGGUGUGUCCAGGGAGGACCACAUGCUGUAAGGAAAGCUCCGGACGGUGGGCCUGCUGCCCUCUACCUCAGGCUGUGUGCUGCUCUGAUCUGCAGCACUGCUGCCCCAAAGGCUACAAGUGCAACGUGUCUGAGCAGACCUGUGAGCGACCCGGCGGUCCCAGUCUGCCAUGGCAGCAGAAGCUCCCGGCCGUGCGGCAGCGCUCCGGUCAAACUGGGAAUGAUGAAAACAAGUGUGAUGCUCAGACCAGCUGCCCCAGAGACACAACCUGCUGCUUCAUGGAGCAGAGCCACCAGUGGGGGUGCUGCCCGCUGCCACAGGCUGUGUGCUGUGAAGAUGGAAACCACUGUUGUCCCCGUGGACACACCUGCCAACCCCACCGCUCCUCCUGCUCCAGAGGUCCCCACGUGCUCCCCUGGUUCACCAAGGUCCGCGCUCUGACGGAGCCCAGCGGCGUGGCUGACAUCAAAUGUGACGACAAGAGCAGCUGUGCUUCAGGAACCACCUGCUGCCCGCUGAAGACAGGAGGGUGGGGCUGCUGCCCGCUGGUCAAGGCGGUUUGCUGUGCCGACCACGAGCACUGCUGUCCUCAAGGCUACACCUGCAACAUGCAGACGGGAACCUGCGAGAAGAAGGCCGGCCAAAGCCUCCCUCUGACACCAGUGGUGCUGUCCAACCUGAACGACUCGGAGGACCCCCGGGACGUACCAUGUGACGGGAUGGGGGAGUUUAAGUGCCCCAAACAGGACACCUGCUGUAGGAUCUCAGCCACAGAGUGGGGCUGCUGCCCCUCACCUGGGGCUGUGUGCUGCAUGGACUCCAAACGCUGCUGCCCGGCUGGAUCCUCGUGCGACCUGAAGACGGGGGGCUGCACUCUGGAGCCCCGGCUCACCUGGGACACCUCGAUUGGGGGCAAGAGGACAGACUUUGUCCCACAAGGACUUUAACUGACACUGAUCACACUCAGCCUUGAAGCUUUUCUAUCCAUCCUGUACUUGUGGAGGAUUGUGUGGAGGUUGUCAUGACGGCAGCCACUGAAAGUUGGUUUCAUUGGAACUCUGCUCAGGAGCCCAUGCGUGUUCUUAGCAUGAUUUAAAAUGUUUUAAACCUCUGCUUUGGUUAAAGCUACUUUUCCUCUUAGAAAUGUUUGUGUUAGGGGCUGUCCUGGUUUAUGAGAUGGUCAGAUUGAAAGUCCAGAUCUGGAAUCCUCCUCAUCACGCCUGUGAGGACAACAUGAAUGUACUCUGAUGGAGCCACACUGUCUAGACCUCCUCCUUUCAGACGUUAAGGAUGUUUUGACUUCAGUUGGUUUCAUUUGAGUCAUGUUAGAGAUUUUAGACAACAAACAUAUUUCAGAAAAUGUGGACUUCUCGUCUCUUUCCUCUAAUCUUCUUCCAGAGGAUCUUUGAACUGUCCAUGUUGCUCCUCGUUUGUGUUGGUGGAUUUUUUGUGUGUUUUUAUGUUUUAGAAGAACAGCUGUGUUACACAUUUCAUUUUUUUACUGUUUAGAUACUUUUAGCUGGACUGCAGAGGAAAACUGACAGAAUAGAGAGAAUGUGUGCCUUCUUCAGGUUACUAGUGUCUUUGCAUCAAAAGUGUUUCUACCUGGAAGUCAGGGUUUUUUUGGCAUUUUCUUUUUAUUUUGGUUCUUAAAGUUUGGCUCAUCCCGAAGAGAAAUCUGUGACUUUUUGCGCCCUUGGUGUUUGAAAAAGGGUUAAUAAAACCUUUAAAAACA